AGUUUCAAUUUUUUAUUUUAUUUUAUUUUUUCAUCAUGCUUUCUAAUAUUUCAAAAGCUACAAUUAAAUCAAAUCGUAUUCUCUCUCGUGCCUUUAUUUCUACUUGGAACUCUGUUCCUCAAGGUCCUCCCGAUGCUAUUUUAGGUGUCACUGAGGCCUUUAAGCGAGACAGUUCUCCUAAUAAAAUGAACUUGGGUGUUGGUGCAUAUCGUGAUGAUGAUGGAAAACCUUUUGUUUUAUCUUCUGUUAAAAAGGCUGAAAAAGUGAUGAUGGAAAAUAAUUUGGAUAAGGAAUAUGCUGGUAUUACAGGUUCACCUAGUUUUACCAAGGCUGCUGGUGCUCUUGCUUAUGGUGACAGUAAUCCAGUUAUUACUGAAAAUAGACUUGCUAUUACACAAUCUAUUUCGGGUACUGGCGCACUUCGUAUUGGUGGUGAAUUCUUAAAUGCUUGGUACCCCCAUGCAAAGAAUAUUAUUGUCCCUAAUCCUACUUGGGGUAAUCAUAUUCCUAUUAUGAAGAAUUCAGGUCUUCAGUUGGAGAAGUAUACUUACUUUGAUAAAAACACAAAUGGUCUUAAUAUUAAUGGCAUGUUGGAAGAUCUUCAUAAAGCACCAAAGCAUACAGUUGUGUUACUUCAUGCUUGUGCUCAUAACCCUACUGGUGUUGAUCCUACUCAAGAACAAUGGAAUCAAAUCUCUAAAGUUAUCAAGGAGCGUGAACAUUUCCCUUUCUUUGAUAUGGCUUAUCAAGGUUUUGCUUCUGGUGAUUGUACUCGCGAUGCCUAUGCUCUUCGUAAAUUUGUUGAGGAAGGACAUCAAGUCAUUUUGGCCCAAUCCUUUGCCAAAAAUAUGGGUCUUUAUGGUGAACGUGUUGGAUCCUUCUCAGUUGUUUGUGCAGAUGCAGAAGAGAGGGCACGUGUUGAGAGUCAGUUAAAGAUCAUCAUUCGACCCAUGUAUUCUAAUCCUCCUAUUCAUGGUGCUCACAUUGUUAGCACAGUUUUGAAUACACCUGAAUUAAAGAAUGAAUGGUUAAGUGAAGUAAAAUUAAUGGCAGAUCGUAUCAUUACAAUGAGACUUAAACUUCGAGAACAUCUUGAAAAGGACUUUGGAUCAAAGAAGGACUGGAGUCAUAUUACAAAUCAAAUUGGUAUGUUUUGUUACUCUGGUAUGUCACCUGAACAAGUCAAUAAGAUCAAGUCUGAUUGGCAUGUUUACUUGACUCAAGAUGGUAGAAUCUCAAUGGCUGGUAUGUCUUCUGCUAAUGUUAAAUACCUUGCUGAAGCUAUUCAUAAUGUUACAAAAGAUUAAAAGAAAAAAAAAGGGAAGGGAAGGGAUAUCUGAUGUAUUAAUCAUUAUCAUUUACUAUUAUUAAAUGCUAAUAGUGUCAUAAAAAAAUGACAGCGGAUUAAUAUAUGAUAUAUCUAAAAUUUCGCAUGAUUUUCUUAUUUUUUUUUUUUGUUUCUCCUUUCUCCAUCAUGUUAAUCAUUGAUUGGUUAUUCCCACGCUCCAAGACAUAAGCUUAUUAGAUAAUAUUUUAUUAUCAAACAUCUACUUUUAUUUUCAAGCCCUUUAGCCAAUUUUUUUUUAAUAUGUGCAGGUGUUAUAAUAAUAUACUGGAUAAUUACUGUUGUUGUUGUUGUUGUUGUUGUUGUUUUUUAGGGGAACCUAUUGAAGGGUAAAUGUAAAUAAGAGAGUACAUACUGUAAGGGAAAUGAUUAU
Cokeromyces recurvatus is the source of this 1718-nucleotide messenger RNA. RefSeq names its product aspartate aminotransferase. Gene Ontology annotation, cellular component: mitochondrion. The record is from RefSeq and is a predicted model, not a curated record. NCBI's taxonomy places the organism in Eukaryota, Fungi, Mucoromycota, Mucoromycetes, Mucorales, Mucoraceae. The transcript is spliced from 6 exons. Gene Ontology annotation, biological process: biosynthetic process; L-aspartate catabolic process. Gene Ontology annotation, molecular function: pyridoxal phosphate binding; L-aspartate:2-oxoglutarate transaminase activity. Bases 36 to 1307 code for a protein of 423 amino acids.